Molecule: messenger RNA, 1884 nt
Organism: Microplitis mediator
Lineage: Eukaryota; Metazoa; Arthropoda; Insecta; Hymenoptera; Braconidae
Gene: dib
Product: cytochrome P450 302a1, mitochondrial
Exons: 8
Coding region: 347-1873 (508 amino acids)
Molecular function (GO): monooxygenase activity; oxidoreductase activity, acting on paired donors, with incorporation or reduction of molecular oxygen; iron ion binding
Source: RefSeq, a predicted model, not a curated record
AAAUUUUAAAACGUUCGAACCACUGUAUUUUCUAUCAGUUCAGAUAAUACUGGAAUUUAGUUCGUAUCGAGUUUUAAAAUCUAAAAUGUAAGCGCAUAUUUUCCUGGGGUAUUUUUUUACCUGCGUUAUUUUGAAUUUCGUUCAUUCUACACUGAGUUUUUGAUCUGAGAGGACCAGAAAAGAGUCAUCUUAGUUACGUUAAUAUUUUUUUUUUAUUUAAUUUAGUUACUUUUUAUAUAACUAUUCAAAUCAAUAGUGAUAAAUUUUUAUUGAUAAAUAAUUACAUACGUGUAAAUAAUAUAAAAAGUGUAUACGUUAAGUAACAUUCAAAUUUUUAAAUUUAAAUAUGCAUUUAAAACGCUCGUGUCAACGAUUAUUCGGUAGAGCGAAAAAUUACAGCUCGUGUACUACAACCGGUUUUAAAUUAAAUCCUCGUCCAUUUAAGGAUAUUCCUGGACCAAAAUCACUGCCCAUUAUUGGGACGUUAUACAAAUAUUUACCUUACAUAGGUGAAUACAAUUUUACUAAAUUGCAUAAAAACGGUUUUAAAAAAUUAAAUAAGUACGGGCCGUUGGUAAAAGAAGAAAUAUUACCUGGUGUUAAUAUUGUUUGGGUCUACCGACCGGAAGAUAUUGCUGAAAUAUUUAAAUCUGAAAGUGGAAAACAUCCAGAACGGCGCAGUCAUUUAGCGCUUUUAAAGUAUAGGAAAGACAGAAGUGAUGUUUAUAAUUCUGGAGGUCUUCUACCAACAAAUGGGUCGGAGUGGUGGAGAAUAAGGAAAGAGUUUCAAAAAGCUUUGAGUAAACCACAAAAUAUCGUUAAUUACGUCAAUGUAAUUGAUGAUAUUGUAAGACAAUUUGUUAAAUUAUGCGGGGAUAAAAAAUACGAUGACCUUUUACCAUUAAUAUCACGUCUUUUUCUAGAAUUAACAUGUUUAGUUGCAUUUGACGUAUCGAUGAACAGUUUUUCCGAGGCUGAAAUGAAGGAAAAUUCUCGUAGUUCUAAAUUAAUUGACGCGGCAUUGACUAGUAACAGCGUAAUAUUAAAACUAGACAAUGGAUUGCAGCUUUGGAGAUAUGUAAAUACUCCGCUGUAUAAAAAAUUGUGUUCGAGUCAAAAUUUUAUGGAAGAAGUUGCUAUUGAAUUGGUGAAUAAAAAAAUAAAUGACAUGAAGAGUAAACCAGCGUCUGAAAAUGAAUCUUUGUUAGAAAUUUAUCUUAAGAACGAAAAUUUAGACGUGAAAGAUGUCGUGGGAAUGGCUUGCGAUAUGUUACUAGCUGGAGUUGAUACAACGAGUUACAGCGUUGCCUUUGGACUUUAUCACUUGGCAAAAAAUCUUAAUGUACAAGAAAAACUUCAGAGCGAAGCUUCGAGGCUUCUCCCCAACGAUGAUCCGAUAACCGCAACUACACUGCGAGAUGCCACUUACACCAAGGCUGUAAUUAAAGAAACUUUUCGUAUGAACCCAAUAUCCGUUGGUGUUGGACGAAUUUUAGCUGCGGAUACUGUGCUGAAUAAUUACCACGUUCCCGCUGGAACAGUUGUGGUCACACAAAAUCAAGUAACUUGUCGUUUACCAGAAUAUUUUAAUGAUCCCGAUUCAUUUAUACCCGAAAGGUGGUUACGGUCAAAUAUGAAUAAAAUAAAUACUGGAGUCUCUGUAAAUCCUUAUUUGGUUUUACCAUUCGGUCAUGGUCCUAGAUCAUGCAUCGCACGCAGACUGGCUGAACAAAAUAUUCAAAUGGUCUUCUUACGGUUAUUUAGAGAAUAUAAUUUAAAAUGGGAUGGAGGAUUACUUGACAACGUAUCACUGUUAAUAAAUAAACCAGAUUUACCAAUUAAAAUUCAAUUUACUCCAAGAAACAAUAAUUAAUUAAUCACGUG